UUGUCGCGCUCCGAUUUCCGUUUCUCCGAUUCCCCUGCAAUAGGAAUAGAGAGAGAGAGAGAGGCCGAGCCACCACCCCCCCACUGUCUAGUACCUUCCGCGCCCGCCAAAUAAAGAGGCCGCUCAGCGACUCCCUUCCAUAACAACACCCCCCACCCCGCGCCGCCGCUUCGCUUCGAGCGCCUCUUCUUCUUCCCCGUCCCCACCCCGACCCCCUCUCGAUUAGGGUUUCUCUUCUCUAAUCCUCCACCUCCGCCGCUCCUUCGUCCAUGGCGGCGUCCUGCUCCAAGCUAUGGAUCUCUCCAAGCGGCGGCGUCGGGAUAUCGCCGAAUCGGGGCAAGACGACCCUCCGAUUCCCCACUUCCCGAGUCGUCUCCGGCUCCGGCCGCCGCAUUCUUGGACGCGGCGCUCGCGCGAUCCGAUGCAGCUUGGACGUCGAUUCGGACAACGGGGCGUCGAAUGGGUUUUCGUAUAGGGAGAACGAGCAGUUUGUGGGGUGGUUUCGGCAAGCUUGGCCGUACAUAAGGGGCCACAGGGGCAGCACCUUCGUCGUCGUGAUAUCGGGUGAGAUCGUAGAUAGCCCCUACUUGGAUACCAUACUCCAGGAUAUUUCACUGCUGCAUGGUCUGGGUAUUAACUUUGUUAUAGUCCCUGGAACUUGCGUUCAAAUUGACAAAAUCUUGGCAGAGAGAGGAAGGGAGCCCAAGUAUGUUGGUCGCUAUAGAAUCACAGAUUCUGCUUCUCUAGAGGCAGCAAUGGAAGCUGCUGGAAGGAUACGCCUCACAAUAGAGGCAAAGCUUUCUCCUGGACCUCCAAUACUGAGUCUUCGGCGACAUGGUGAUAAUAGUCGUUGGCAUGAACUUGGUGUUGCUGUCGCAAGUGGGAAUUUUCUUGCAGCUAAGAGAAGAGGUGUGGUUGAUGGCAACGAUUUUGGAGCCACUGGAGAAGUUAAAAAGAUAAAUGUUUGCAGUAUAAGAGAAAGACUCGACAGGGAUUGUAUAGUGGUAGUAAGCAAUCUGGGCUACUCCAGUGCAGGAGAGGUUCUAAAUUGCAACACCUACGAAGUCGCCACUGCAUGUGCCUUGGCCAUUGAGGCAGACAAACUGAUCUGUAUUGUAGAUGGUCGAAUUCUUGAUCAGAAUGGGCGACUUAUUCGUUUCUUGACUCUGGAAGAUGCUGACCUGUUGAUAAGAAAGAGAGCUACACAGAGUGAAACAGCUGCAAACUAUGUCAAAAAGGUGGAUGAGGAAGAUAUCAUUAGAAAGAAAGUUGAGCAGAGUGAAAUAGCUGCAAACUAUGUCAAUGACGCCAGUGAAGAAAAUACAGUUAGUUCAUACAAUCCUCAUUUUAAAAGCACUAACAAUAGUCCCUCGAGUAACAAAGGCUUCAGUGAAACAUAUAAUGCCACAUUUCAAAAUGGUGUUGGGUUUGACAAUGGGAAUGGUCUGUGGGCUGGUGAACAGGGGUUUGCUAUUGGUGGUGAAGAGAGAUUGAGCAGAUUAAAUGGUUACCUUUCAGAAUUGGCGGCUGCGGCAUUUGUUUGCCGGGGUGGAGUCCAAAGAGUUCAUCUGAUAGACGGUACACUUGGUGGAGCCUUGCUUCUGGAGUUAUUUACGAGAGAUGGAGUAGGGACUAUGGUGGCUAGUGAUCUAUAUGAGGGGACUCGGAUGGCUACAGAGGCAGAUCUCCCUGGUAUAAGGAAACUAAUUCAACCUUUAGAACAAUCAGGUGCAUUAAUCCGAAGGACAAAUGAAGAGCUUCUUAAAUCAUUGGAUUCAUUUAUCGUUGUGGAAAGAGACGGUUCACUAAUUGCUUGUGCCGCACUUUUCCCUUUCUUUGAGGAAAAGUGUGGUGAGGUUGCUGCCGUCGCUGUCUCUCCUGAAUGCCGUGGGCACGGACAAGGAGACAAAUUGCUUGACUAUGUAGAGAAGAAGGCAUCCUCUCUUGGAAUAGAGAAACUUUUCCUGCUUACAACUCGGGCAGCAGACUGGUUCGUGAGGCGUGGCUUUACAGAGUGUUCGAUUGAUUCUAUUCCAGAGGAGAGGAGGAAGCGAAUCAACCUCUCAAGGGGAUCCAAAUAUUACAUGAAAAGGUUGCAUCCAGAUCUUGGUGGGAUUACCAUAAAAAGGCCUUCCUUAGGGCAUUAUUAAUCAAAUUUUCUGUUCAUAACCUAUGGAAACUCAUAGUCUUUUACAAAAUUCAGCCAUUUGAAUUACCUAGAUGUGAGUUGUUCAGUUGGUCUAAUAUACGGCAUAUUCAACACGGGAAUUCAGAAAGGAUGAGGAUUACUCUUCUGAAACUUUUUUGCUGAUCAAAAAACUAAACAAGACAUUUUGCUCUAGGAAAAAAUUUUGUAACCAUUUAGUGAAAUGCAGAUCACAUGAGAUAAGCACGACCUUGUUCAAUGUUCAUUUUUUGCGGGUGAAAUUUGAAGGGUUUAGUUUUCAUUA
Messenger RNA from Ananas comosus (pineapple), 2450 nucleotides. RefSeq names its product probable amino-acid acetyltransferase NAGS1, chloroplastic. Lineage: Eukaryota; Viridiplantae; Streptophyta; Magnoliopsida; Poales; Bromeliaceae. The record is from RefSeq and is a predicted model, not a curated record. Gene Ontology annotation, biological process: L-arginine biosynthetic process. The transcript is spliced from 10 exons. The coding region runs from base 270 to 2150 and encodes 626 amino acids. Gene Ontology annotation, molecular function: L-glutamate N-acetyltransferase activity, acting on acetyl-CoA as donor. Gene Ontology annotation, cellular component: cytoplasm.